AGUAGUGAAUACAGUGACAUUGAAUCAACUUCAAGUGAGCUCACCUGAACUAAGCAGAGCAGUAUGGGGACAUCAUCCAGCUUACUGGAUGAAAAUAAAUCCAACUACAUAAAAGAGCAAGUGGACGAGAAAUUUAAGAAGUUCGCACCGAUUUAUAGGAAACAAUAUUCUCUGGUUUACCUGUCCAAGAUCCGAGAUGAGCUUGAGCAACGCAAAGAGGAGCGCACACAGUACCUCAAACAACGGGCACCUCCAGAGUCUGGAAAGGUGCUGUACGAGGAGAUUGUUCGGUACUUUGAUGACGGCAGGAAGUGGAAGGAGAGAUAUAUUGUGAUGCGUGCCUGUUACGUCCUGGAGUGCCACGAGAGCUACAAGACGUUUGUGAAAGGUGCCCCUCCACUACACAGAUUGAUUGCUACUGGGGGCACCAUUCUGACUACAGAAGAGAAAUAUAUGGAAAUGAUUGACCAGGCCUGCCCUUGCACUAACAAUGUCCAGGAUGAUUUCGCACCCCCUGUGUCGGACAUGCCGGGACAGUUCCCAGUUUAUCUUAGACUUCCGUACCGCAAAGAUUCCUAUUUCUGUUUCCGAGAUGAAAACUCUCAAGCUGAAUUCAUCUCUGUCUUAUCUGACUGCAUUCGCCACCAGAACAAAGAUUUUCUCAAGAAGAAGACGUGUGAGGUUAAAGCUUUCCUCAAAGCUAUUCAGCUCUAUAGGCAGGAGAACGGCCAGUAUGAAUCAUGGGAUAUGCUCAUAGGCAGUGAUGUGCGGGGUCUUGCUAAUCUGUUUAUGGAAGAUUUAAUGCCCUAUCUGGAGAAAGAACUGCAGCCAUGUAUGAAGAGCAAGAGGGCAGACAAGAGGAGAGUGUGGUUUGCGACAGUUGAAACUGCAUAUUUCCUGCUGCAAGAGCAUCUAUUCAAAAGGCUGACCACACUGAAGGAGGAGUGCAAAAACAUGGCGAAACAGCAGGAGGCGCUCAUGCGCUCUGACAUGGACCAGAUCACCUGCUCAAGAGCUUUCCUGGAGAGCAAACUCAAAGCCGUAGUAACUGAGCCAGCAACAAAAUACUGCACAGAGCAGGUGCAGCCUUACCUGCCGGCUAUCUUGGAGGAAGUGCAGGGGCCCAUCAGCCUGGGCUUCACAGAGGCCCGAGACUUGAGCGAGGGCAUGAUGGAACAGCUGUGUCAGGACUUCCAGGACGCUGAGGAGGCGGAGGAACUCCGACAGGCUAUGUUUAAGAUGCGUAGAGCUAAUUUACAGAGCUGUUAUGAGAAAGUGAGUGGACUGGCAGAUCACGUCCAAGAGCUGCAGCAAACCUUCAGCUAUUGCAUCAAAGGUUUGGCGAACAGCACAGAGAUAGACUUAAAACAGCUGAUGGAGAAUGUAGAGUACACCUUUGAGCUUCUCGUGCGAAAGGCUCUGGAGGACCCGUCGGUCAGCCUUACGAUGGCUAUGCAAAAGGCUUCAAACAGGGUUCUGAAGCAAUUUGACUAUGACAGCAGCACAGUGAGGAAGAGGAUCUUUCAAGAGGCUUUGAUCGACAUCACUCUACCCAGCAUCAAGAAGCAUCUGGCCCCAUCCUUCAAAGAGGAACUACCUAAAUUUGAGCAGUACAUAUUCGCCGACUAUUCGAACUUUAUCAGUGUGGAAAACGUGUAUGAGGACAUUAUACAGCAGAUACUGGAAAAGGAUGUCAGCAUGGUGGUCAAGGAGGCAGCCAGCAAGAAGAAAUACAACCUGUUUACAGAGAGCAGAUAUAACUUCAGUGUGUCCAGCCUGUCUUUCACUCCCCCGGGAUCUGCACCCAGCAGCCCAGGACACUUACAUACUUCCCCGAGCCAGCGUACGCCCCUGCCGCCAUCCCCACUGCUCGGUAAUGGCAUGACAGCAAACAAAUCCGUGACUGUUCACUCACUAAAGUCAGAAAGUACCACACUGAGCCAAGCUCUGCCUGCCAUGGAAAAAAUCGAUGAGGGAGAGAACAAGACACUCUUAGAGGAGGGCAGUGAUGAUGUAUUUGCUACUGCUGAAACAUCAACCUCAAAUAUGUCAGCUGAGACUAAACCAGAACUCAUAACUACCACAAUCGCCGUAGAUGUCAUUCCCACCCCUGUUAUUGAGGUAACAAAAGCCACAGAAAGUGCUGGUACUUCUAGUUCACCAAAAGGCGAACUUUUUUCAGACUUUGCUAAUAAGCCCACAGUAGCAAUCAGUCCGAUCUGCAUGAAAACCUCUGGCUCUGACCCUGCUGAAACGGAGGACAACAGCAAGGCAGCGGUUUUGCCAAAUGAUCCAGCCCAGAUCAAAGUACCGAUGCGUGAUGAAAGCAAGUAUCCAAUAGCCGUUUGCUUAUCUAUUGAAGAUGCAGAAGCUGGAGAUAUCUAUAAAGAGUUCACAGUCAAACAAAUCAUUGAUCUUCCAGAAAAAGCCUCAGAAUCCCAGUCUUCACCAUGCCUAGAGGAGGAAACCAGGCCCCUGGGCUGUGUGAAGGAGAUCCGUGACCUGGUAAUGGAGGUUAUUGAAGUUGAGGAGGUGAUUCAGCCUCGCAAAGACAAUGGAGAAAAAGUUCAAAUGUUCGAGGAACAAGAAGCUAUAGUUUAAGUUUCAAUGACCGUGUCAGUUCUUUACUCAAAACUUGUUUACACCUCCAUUUUUGAAUGGAGACAAUGUGAAGAGACAAAUUGUACAUUUUGAAGUUGGUUUUUUCAUUGUGCAGAAGGUAAUUUUAGUUUACUAUAUUAUAUAUAUAUAUAUAUAUAUAUAUAUAUAUAUACACACGCACCAUUCAAAAGUUUGGGGUCUGUAAUUUUUUAAAAGAAAUUAUAAUACAUCCUUGCUGAAUAAAAGUAUUAUUGAUGAAAAGUGAUAGUAACAUUUAUAAAAAAAAUCUAUUUCAGAUAAAUGCUGUUCUAUUCAACUUUCAAUUCAUCACAGAAUACUGAAAAAAAUGCAUCAGUUUCCACUUAAAGUUAUUAAACUGUAAAUCUACAUUUUUAAAUAUAUUAAAAUAGAAAUAUCAGAAUAUUAGAAUAUCAAUAGUUAAUAUCAGAAUAUUAACAUUACAUUUUAAAUGUAAAUGAAAAAAAAAAAAAACUCUUACCAACCCCUCAAAUUUUGAAUGGUAGUGUAUAUAUUGUGUUGUUUAAAAUUAGGAUAAUGUAACAUAGAAUGUUAUAUAGAUAACCUUAUUUGUUUUAAGCUAAUAUGUACAAAUGAAUUGCUAUGUUAGCAUUUGAAUAAUAUAUGAAAUCUAAACUGAAACAUAAAUAUUGUGUUUGGAAGUUAGUGUCCUUUGUGAAACUUUGAGGAAUCCUUUAGGAAGGAACAUGCCAUUUCCGCAAGGUGGUUUUCAACCUUCAGACGACACAUUCACAACAUAAGUAAACAGUAAUUAUCUUGUACAUUUACCCAAAAUGCAAAGCUGUGACAGAGCUUGCCAUGAACCAGGGCUGACUGUUUACUUUGGACCCACAAUGCAGGCCUGACGGGUUUGUCUGCCAUGGAAUCUGGCUCUGUGACAUAUCUACAGCACAGUGCAGUUUGAUGUCAUGAAUCUGUAUUGAGUGAGACCAACAGAUUUGCCACAUGUGCACUGUGUAUACCGUAUAUAGAGACAGUCUCUACUAUAGAUUCUGCUCUGGCACUUGGCUAUCUAUUUGAGAUCCACAUAAACAGUAAUACAGUCCAUCAAUACAUCUUUGUAUAAGCAUAACCACCCUUUAAAGGAAUUUUGGUAUGAUGG
Messenger RNA from Ctenopharyngodon idella (grass carp), 3742 nucleotides. RefSeq names its product niban apoptosis regulator 1a (gene niban1a). Lineage: Eukaryota; Metazoa; Chordata; Actinopteri; Cypriniformes; Xenocyprididae. The coding region runs from base 64 to 2601 and encodes 845 amino acids. The transcript has 14 exons. The record is from RefSeq and is a predicted model, not a curated record.